Molecule: messenger RNA, 2043 nt
Organism: Naumovozyma dairenensis CBS 421
Lineage: Eukaryota; Fungi; Ascomycota; Saccharomycetes; Saccharomycetales; Saccharomycetaceae
Gene: TKL1
Product: transketolase TKL1
Exons: 1
Coding region: 1-2043 (680 amino acids)
Biological process (GO): pentose-phosphate shunt
Cellular component (GO): cytosol
Molecular function (GO): transketolase activity
Source: RefSeq, a predicted model, not a curated record
AUGUCCCAAUUCGGUGCUAUCGAUAAAUUGGCUGUCUCCACCAUCAGAUUAUUAGCUGUCGAUGAAGUCGCUAAGGCUAAUUCUGGUCAUCCAGGUGCCCCAUUAGGUAUGGCUCCAGCUGCACACGUCGUUUGGAGUCAAAUGAACAUGAACCCAAAGAACCCAGACUGGAUCAACAGAGACAGAUUCGUCUUAUCUAACGGUCAUGCUGUUGCCCUAUUAUACGCUAUGUUGCAUUUAACCGGUUACGAUUUCUCCAUCGAUGAUCUAAAACAAUUCAGACAAUUGGGUUCCAAGACUCCAGGUCAUCCAGAAUUCGAACUACCAGGUGUCGAAGUUACCACCGGUCCAUUAGGUCAAGGUAUCACUAACGCUGUCGGUAUGGCCAUUGCUCAAAGAAACUUGGCUGCCACUUACAAUAAACCAAAUUUUACUUUAUCUGAUAACUUCACUUACGUCUUCUUAGGUGAUGGUUGUUUACAAGAAGGUAUCUCCUCCGAAGCUUCUUCUUUAGCUGGUCAUUUGAAAUUAGGGAACUUGAUUUGUAUUUACGAUGAUAACAACAUUACCAUUGACGGUAACACUGAAGUUUCCUUCGAUGAAGAUGUCGCCAAGAGAUACGAAGCUUACGGAUGGGAAGUUUUGUACGUUGAAAACGGUAACGAAGAUUUAGAAGGUAUUGCCAAGGCCGUUGCUCAAGCUAAGAAGUCCACUGAUAAGCCAACUUUGAUUAAGAUGACCACCAUCAUUGGUUACGGUUCCCAACAACAAGGUUCUCAUGCCGUUCACGGUUCUCCAUUGAAACCUGAAGAUAUCAAACAAUUGAGAAUCAAAUUCGGAUUCAACCCAGAUAAAUCCUUCGUUGUUCCACAAGAAGUUUACGAUUUCUACCAAACUAAGAUUUUGAACCCAGGUGUUGAAGCUAACAAAAAAUGGAACUCUUUAUUCGAACAAUACCAACAAAAAUACCCAGAAUUAGGUGCUGAAUUAGCUAGAAGAUUAGCUGGUAAAUUACCAGCUAACUGGGAAAAAGCCUUGCCAGUCUACACUCCAAAGGACUCUGCAGUUGCCACCAGAAAAUUAUCUGAAAUUGUCUUACAAAGCAUUCAUGAAGAAUUACCAGAAUUAAUUGGUGGUUCUGCUGAUUUAACUCCAUCUAAUUUGACUAGAUGGUCUGGUGCUGUUGAUUUCCAACCACCAUCUUCCAAACUUGGUGAUUACUCUGGUAGAUACAUUAGAUAUGGUAUCAGAGAACACGCUAUGGGUGCCAUCAUGAACGGUAUUUCCGCAUACGGUGCUCACUACUUACCAUACGGUGGUACUUUCUUAAACUUCGUUUCAUAUGCUGCAGGUGCCGUUAGAUUAUCUGCCCUAUCUGGUCAUCCAAUCAUUUACGUUGCCACUCACGACUCCAUUGGUGUCGGUGAAGAUGGUCCAACUCAUCAACCUAUUGAAACUUUAGCUCAUUUCAGAGCUUUGCCAAAUACUCACGUUUGGAGACCAGCUGAUGGUAACGAAACCUCUGCUGCUUACAAAGUUGCCAUUGAAUCUAAACAUACUCCAAGUAUUAUUGCUUUGACAAGACAAAACUUACCACAUUUAGAAGGUUCAUCUAUUGAAAAGGCCGCUAAGGGUGGUUACGUUCUACAAGAUGUUGCUAAUCCACACAUUAUCUUAGCUGCUACUGGUUCUGAAGUUUCCACUAGUGUUGAAGCUGCUAAGCUUUUAGCUUCUCAAGGUAUCAACGCUCGUAUUGUUUCUUUACCAGAUUUCUUAGCUUUCGACAGACAAAGUGAAGAAUAUAGAUUGAGUGUCUUACCAGAUGGUAUCCCAGUCCUAUCUGUUGAAGUUCUAUCUACUUCUUGUUGGGGUAAAUAUGCUCAUCAAUCUUUCGGUCUUGAUAGAUUCGGUGCUUCCGGUAAGGCUCCUGAAGUUUUCAAAUCAUUUGGUUUCACUCCAGAAGGUGUUGCUGAAAGAGCCGCUAAGACUGUUGCUUUCUACAAGGGUCAAAAGGUUAUUUCUCCAUUGAGAAAGGCUUUUUAA